Anolis carolinensis (green anole) is the source of this 2958-nucleotide messenger RNA. RefSeq names its product cytidine/uridine monophosphate kinase 2 (gene cmpk2). Gene Ontology annotation, cellular component: cytoplasm; mitochondrion. Lineage: Eukaryota; Metazoa; Chordata; Lepidosauria; Squamata; Anolidae. The coding region runs from base 87 to 989 and encodes 300 amino acids. Gene Ontology annotation, molecular function: dTMP kinase activity; nucleoside diphosphate kinase activity. The record is from RefSeq and is a predicted model, not a curated record. Gene Ontology annotation, biological process: dUDP biosynthetic process; dTDP biosynthetic process; dTTP biosynthetic process. The transcript has 5 exons.
GAGGAAAGUCAACAAGACUCGCUUUCGAUUCCCGGCUGCCUCAAGGCUGGAGUCCCUCCGAGGUUUCGCUCCCCGCCCGUGAGAAGAUGCUGCUGCGGCGCCUGGCGCCUGGGCCACUUCUCCGAGGGAGCUUCAUGGCGGAGCCACUCGCCCCAGAGCGGGACUAUUCCGCUUUAGCCAGCGACGCCACGUUGGGAAGGGGCUCCCCAACCGGGGAUGGGAGGCGAGGAGGGGACCCCGGCGGGCCCUGCCUCCGGAGCGCCGGCGUCUUGGGCUCUUCCCAGGCGGCCAGGAGGGUUUUGGAGGAGUGCACAUCUUCCAUCCCCGAAGCUAGAUCCAUUCUUGAUCUUGUGGAUAAUUGUCCUGUGCACGCAGAGAAGGGAAAUUUCCCUGUGAUCGUUAUUGAAGGACUGGAUGCAACAGGCAAAACGACAGUGACUAGUGCUGUGAAGGACACACUGAAUGCUGUUCUCUUGAGGACCCCUCCUCCUUGUGUCAGCCAGUGGAGAAAGGUUUUUGAUGAUAAACCAACACUCAUACGGAGAGCAUUUUAUGCACUGACUAACUACAUUGUUGCUUCUGAAAUAGCAAAAGAGUCUGUGAAGUCACCAGUGAUUGUGGAUAGAUAUUGGCACAGCACUGCUGCCUAUGCAAUUGCCACAGAAACCAGUGGGAAGGUAGAAGAUCUCCCUCCACCCCAUCAUCCGGUCUACUGCUGGCCCAAAGACUUGCUGAGGCCAGACAUUGUCUUGCUGCUGACUCUCAGCUCAGACGAAAGAAGCCGGCGAUUGCUGGGACGAGGGGUGGAGAAGACCAGGGAGGAGGCUGAGCUGGAAGAAAAUCGAUAUUUCCGUCAGAGAGUAGAGGAGGCCUACAGAAGAAUGGAGAAUCCUGGAUGCCAACCAGUUGACGCCAGUCCAUCUAGAGAAAAAGUUGUAAAAGCUGUCCUACAUCUGAUUGAAACACAAUGCGAUCUACCACAUGUAUGAUGGCACACUGAGGGAAAAGGUAACUAUAUGUCUGGCUACUCAGCAGCCAUCGAUUUACCCUAUGAUGUACUUUAAACCCUUUAAAGUAAACACUCUUGAAACUGGAUAAAGAUAACCAAGAAUAUAUUUAUUGAACAAAUGCAGUGUUAACUUCAGUCAGUAUUCUUGAAUAAUGAAUCAAAAUAAUGUAUAACAGAAACAAAACUUGAAGAUUGAGCUUAAACACACUGGAAAUAAACUCUGCAGUACAGUAGUGUCUCACUUAUCCAACAUUCACUUAUCCAACAUUCUGGAUUAUCCAAUGCAGUCUGCCUUUUAGUAAUCAAUGUUUUUGUAGUCAAUCUUUUCAAUACAUUGUGAUGUUUUGGUGCUAAAUUCGUAAAUACAGUAAUUACUCCACAACAUUGCUGUGUAUUGAACUGCUUUUCUGUCAAACAUGAUGUUUUGGUGCUUAAUUUGUAAAAUCAAUGUAAUUUGAUCUUUAAUAGGCUUUUCCUUAAUCCCUCCUUAUUAUCCAACAUAUUCACUUAUCCAACGUUCUGCCAGCCCGUUUAUGUUGGAUAAGUGAGACUCUACUGUAUUUGAAAUAAUAUGAGGUAAAAUCACUGAAAUAUGUCACUAGUAAAUUAGUACAAUUCAGAAUAUAAAUGGUAAAGCACUAAACUAUAAUGUUGUGAAAAAUAUUUUAGGCUCUGGUUACCAUUAGGUAAAUACUCUGAUCUAUAUUGGCUGAUAUCUUUACUGCUAUAAGGAUUUUGAGGUAAGGUAUAUACUCAACUAAAAUGGCUGUAAGGUUGGUGCACAAGGCUAUAAAUUCAUAUACUGUUGGCUAUGAGGUAAGUAUAAAUUAUAAUAUCAAUGAGGUAUGUACAGAACUAAAGGCUAUAAAGACUAUGAGGUAAGUACUUUUUUAGGCUUUAAUAUCUAUGUGGCAAAUACUUUCUAUGAUGUUAAAUACUCAACUAUGAGGUAAGUACUAGCUUUGAAGUAAGCACACAAAGCUAUAAUGGUAACUAUAUGGUAAUUACAGAACUAAAGGCUAAAGUAAAAUUCUCUAAUCUUUGUGGUAAGCACUCAAAGCUAUAAUGGUAAACACUUGCUAUGCUGAUGGUAAGCACUAGCUAUGGCUUUGAAGUAAAUACUUUUAAGGUUAUAAGGUAAAUACACAAAGCUAUAAUUAUAUGGUAAACAUGUGAUAAAGGAGCCCCGGUGGCAAAAUGUGUUAAAGCACUGAGCUGCUGAACUUGCAGACCGAAAGGUCCCAGGUUCAAAUCCUGGGAGCGGAGUGAGCGCCCGCUGUUGCUGCAGCUUCUGCCAACCUAGCAGUUCGAAAACAUGCCAAUGUGAGUAGAUCACUAGGUAACGCUCUGGCGGGAAGGUAACGGCACUCCAUGCAGUCAUGCUGGCCACAAAGCUAAGUAAGACAUCACAACAUGAUACCAGUAAAUGAUACUAAAUUGUAUCAUUCAGCACAAAAGAGUCAUCCCAAUGUUCCCCAGCAAGUGUGCGUUAGAGAGGAGAUACAUUCUCUCCAGCCAUAAGAAGCCUAAAGGGAAAAGGGGCAACAAGCCUUUAUGAUGUCAACCAGUUUUUAAAUACAGAAAUAAGGCUAUGAAUUACACACUAUUAAAGCUAAAACAUACAGCUCAAGAGUUUAAAAGAAAAGAAGGAAAUGAAACUAUGUAGCCACUAUUAUUUUGCAGAAUGAUAUCAUUAACUGGCUUGCGUCAAUGCUAUAUGGAGUUGUCUUUCUGCGAGUUAUUUAACCUUUUCUGUCAAGUGUUCUGGUGUCAAACUACAAAUCCCAGAAUUCCUUAGAAUGGAACCAUGUCAGUGACAUUGAACCGUUAUAAUUCUGCAUUUUGGAUAUUCCCUUUGUUGUCCUUUUUGGGGGGAGGAGGGCAGAGCAGGAUGCAGAUAUUCUUACACUUUUGUUAACAAAGAGAUGUAAAUCUCAAUUUGAAUGGAA